GCGUCACUGGAGCCCCGGGGAGGGCGGGAGGAGGAGGAGAGGCCGGCGAGCGCAGCCAGGAGAGAAGCGCCGCCUGUUAGUCCUGCCUGGAGUUUGUCUCCUUCCAGGAGCAGCACCACGGCGGAGGAGAGGCAGAAGCAGAGAGCGAGCGAGCGAGCGGGGAAGGAGGAGCCACAGCCGGAGCCAAGGCUACAGCUGCGGCACGGUGGGGGCGGAGAAGAGCUCCUCCGCCGCCUGCCUCCCGGUCCGCUGUCCUCUCGAGCACGAUGCAUGAGACGGCGCAGUGAGAAGGGAGCCUCUGCCCGCUAGGAAAAAUGAUUCCUUGCUGAACAAAACAAAUCAUAAAGAACAAACAAAACCUCUAUAAGCAAGUUCUCCAUUGAUGAGGGAGUGGAUCCCACACGGCAUUGCUUUAUUAUGGGCACCACAAAUGAAGAGACUGUUUCGAUGGAGCAGAACUUGAACCCUCUGUGCUUUGAGUGUGGCCAACAACAUUGGACGCGGGAGAACCAUUUGUACAAUUACCAAAAUGAUGUUGAUGAUGACUUGGUUUGCCAUAUUUGCCUUCAGCCCUUGCUACAGCCAUUAGACACGCCCUGUGGUCACACAUUCUGCUAUAAGUGCCUACGGAACUUUCUGCAGGAGAAGGAUUUCUGCCCUUUGGAUCGCAAAAGGCUCCAUUUUAAGCUGUGCAAAAAAUCCAGUAUCCUUGUUCAUAAACUGCUCGACAAGCUCUUGGUCUUGUGUCCCUUCUCUUUAGUAUGUGAUGAAGUAAUGCAGAGAUGUGAUCUGGAGGCGCACCUCAAAAACAGGUGUCCUGGGGCUUCUCAUAGAAGAGCUGCCUUGGAGAGAAGGAAAAACAGCAAAUUGCAGGCUGACAUGGAGAGCGAGAACGAGAGCAAUAUGAUGGAUAACCCAAGCUGUCAAUCUCCCGAUGCAGAGCAUGCUGGGACGGGGACAGUACCAGUGGAGCAGAACUCUACAUCAGCAACUGUUCCUGUGUGGACAGAUGAGUCAGGCCUUGACAACCCUGCCUUUGAGAACACAGGCGCUGACACAACCCAUCAGGUCCCAAGUUUGCCGGAAGGCGAGAUCACCACCAUUGAAAUCCAUCGGUCCAAUCCUUAUAUUGAGCUGGGAAUUAGCAUAGUGGGUGGCAAUGAAACACCUUUGAUCAACAUUGUUAUUCAAGAGGUUUAUCGAGAUGGGAUUAUUGCCAGAGACGGAAGACUUCUUGCUGGAGAUCAAAUACUGCAAGUCAAUAACUUUGAUAUCAGCAACGUGUCCCACAACCAUGCCAGGGCCAUCCUUUCCCAGCCUUGCACAGUACUACACCUCACUGUCCUCCGAGAGAGACGAUUUGGAAGCCGGACUCACAAUCACAGCGAUAGCCCUCCCCAGCGAGAGGAUAGUUUCCACGUGACCCUGCACAAGCGAGACACCAAUGAACAGCUUGGCAUCAAGCUAGUGCGCAGGACGGAUGAGCCAGGGGUUUUUAUACUUGACCUACUGGAAGGGGGCUUGGCUGCUCAGGAUGGCCGACUCUGUAGCAAUGACAAGGUGUUGGCGAUCAAUGGUCAUGACCUGAAGCAUGGCACACCUGAAUUGGCUGCCCAGAUUAUCCAGGCCAGUGGAGAGAGGGUGAGUCUAACCAUUUCCCGACCAGCCAAGUCACAAAUUGUGAGCAUUCUCAGAGAUGGAGGGAUUCAUCCCAUCAGUCAGCAUCAGUCCCAUCAGCUCUAUCAUAGUAACAGGCCCAGCCCACACAAGGAUCUCUCCCAGUGUGUUACGUGCCAAGAGAAGCACAUCACAGUGAAGAAAGAGCCUCAUGAAUCCCUUGGCAUGACAGUGGCAGGAGGCCGAGGCAGCAAAAGUGGAGAAUUGCCCAUAUUUGUAACGAGUGUGCAACCUCACGGCUGCUUGGCAAGAGAUGGCAGGAUCAAAAGAGGUGACGUCCUGAUGAAUAUUAAUGGCAUUGAUCUGACCAACCUAAGUCACAGCGAGGCAGUGGCCAUGCUCAAGGCCAGUGCUGCCUCCUCGGCUGUUGCCCUUAAAGCUUUGGAGGUCCAGAUUGCUGAAGAACAGCCCCAGGCAAAUGAGGAGCAGCCAAGUACCAUCAGUGAGAAUGAAUAUGAUGCAAGCUGGUCGCCAUCGUGGGUGAUGUGGCUGGGCCUUCCAAGCUGCCUGCACAGUUGCCAUGAUGUCGUGCUACGGAGGAGCAAUUUAGCAAGCUGGGGCUUUAGCAUUGUUGGAGGCUAUGAGGAAAAUCACACAAAUCAGCCUUUCUUCAUUAAAACGAUUGUUCUGGGGACACCAGCAUACUUUGAUGGAAGACUAAAAUGUGGCGAUAUGAUAGUUGCAGUCAAUGGACUUUCAACCGUGGGCAUGAGCCAUUCAGCGCUGGUUCCUAUGUUGAAGGAACAGAGAAACAAAGUAACUUUGACAGUUAUCUGCUGGCCAGGAAGUCUUGUAUAGACUCGCAGAAACCCCUUUGGUUUAAUCAACUUAUUUUUUCUAGAUGGCUGGUUCAAACUAUUCAAGCUGGGUUUGUUUUUUCUACUACUGAUACAGCUGGUAAUAAGCUGGGCCAAAAACUGCUUCAUUCAGAUCUGGGGGGUGGGGAGGGAAGAUCCUCAACCUCACGGUGUGUGUAUCUCCAUCUUGAAACAGCCAUGUCUGCCAUGUUUGUUGUGUUUGACUUUAAUUUUUGUUUCCUUUCUUCGCAAGUUGGCAUUCAAACUGUCCACAUGCACGGGCCGAAAGAUCUUGGGUGGGCUUGCAGAGGUUGGCUUCUUGGAGGGUAGCAGUGCUUCUCUUCACAUGCAGCCAGCGCACUGAUGUGCCAGCUUGCCAGAUACCAACCGUGCCGAGCUCUGCGCUGACAGAUACUGGUCUGAAUGUACUUACAGGAUCUAUAGUGGUGGUAGAACAGCAACUUUUAUACAAAAUGUAGCCACAAGCCCCACUUAAGAGUAGGUACCACUUUUGCGAGUCCUUCCUGUUUGCUUCUAGGUUUGCAGCCAACAUUGCUUGAGAAGGAGACACCUAGAAGCACCUUGUGUUCUUGUUGACGUGUGCUCCUAGUAUUUUGCCAGAGGGUAUUUUGCAGAUGCUCCUAUGUCUCUAGAGUCACAGGUAUAGUCAGUCUCUCUCUCUCUCUCUUUCUCGCUCUCUCUAAUUCCUUGGCAAUUUCCUCAGUGAUGGCUGCCACAUAGAAGCAAUAGGAAGUCAUUCCUCAUGGUGCCUGUUUGCCAUAACAGCUGUAGCAUGUGAGAUCACCACACUGUGUAGAUCACCUCCGUUGCAUGCAGAAAGACUCCACAUUAGUGCCAGCCACCACUAGCUAUGUUCAGUGCUGGCGUGGAAAUUUCCAGCACAAGGAGAUGGUGGAUAUGGCUCACCAUCAGUUAUAGCAGGGGUUCCCAACCUGUGGUACUCCAGAUGUUGCUGAACUACAACUCCCAUUAUCCCCAGCCACAAUAAAUUGAAGCUGGGGAUGGUGGGAGUUGUAGUUCAACAAGAUCUGGAGUACCACAGGUUGGGAACCCCUGGGUUAUAGCAUCAGUUAUAGCUUUUGCCUCACAGAAGCAUUUGCUGUAGUGGAUUUCAUGUUGCAGUUGGAGCAUCCAAGUCUGCCCCUAAUGAUGUGUAACCAGCAAUCCCAUGUUUCGUUUUCCAAGCAUGGUAAUUGCUUCAAGGGCACCUUCCAUGCAGUUCAUUUCUAGCAUAGGCAUUGGCCCCCGAGGCUGUAGCUACACUAGGAUAGAUCUACAGGUUAGUUUUAUAUAGUUCACACACACAUACCAAUACAUAACCAGCCUGUGAGAGCUGCACUGUGUCAUGGGUUGUCUGUGCAUCAGAGGCAUACCAAUGUGCACCUUAUCUGCAAAAUCUGGGCUGUGCUAUGGACAAGGUUGAGUAUACUCUGUGAUAAAGAUAUCCAAAUUCUGUAACCUGAAUAAAUUGUGGAUACUUGCAAUUACGGCUGUAUUUUGCAUAAUUUAUCUUGCUUGUAAUAAUCACAGGGUAAGCCAAGGAGCCAUACUGCUCAAUGAAACCCUAGCCCCUUUGCCAUGGGGGGUUCUGCUCAACACCCUUCUAAAAAUUUGAUAGAGAUUAGCCACACCUUUUCUGCCAUAAAGGCUAGAAACGUACUUAUGGAAAAUGAUACUAAAAAGUGAGUUUCUAUGGAUAUUGACUUCUCUGUGCCAAACACCCAAUCCCACCCUUCUGCAGGAUGCUCAGAGCAAACACAGCCCUGGCCAUGGGUGCAUGGGAUGCUUCCCAAUGCACAGGUUUGAUAGCAGAUUGGUAUAAGUGCUGAUGCAAUCACUAUAUGUGGUUGUUCUGGGUCCAGAUCAAUGUUUGCAUCAUUUCACCCCACACUGCACAAUUUCUGAUUUAAGAGGUAUUGGGCAGGUUCACACAACUGCCUGUAAGUACCAAGCAGGUAUGAGAGGAACUAGAGAUCACAGGGAGUGCGCACUUCUGCCGGAUGUGUUGUGUGAAGCUGCCAGUGUGCCCAUUUAUCGACUUUCGCCUUAGACUUCACCGACUACAUUAAGCUAACAUCAAUUCCUGGUUUCAAGUUGGAUGGAGACUCUAAAGUGGAAGUUCGUAACCAGGUACGUUGGCAGCUUCAUGCAACAUGCCCGAUGGAGGCCUGUGAUCUCUGGUUUCUCUUCUACCCACUUGGUAAGUACUUACAGGCGGUUGUCCAUUUUGUGCACUGCCACCCUCCUUCCUGUGUUGACAUGCAAGUGUAGGUAUAGUCUAAAGCAGUGCUGCUCAGCUUCAGCCCUCCUGAAGAUGUUGGCCUACAACUCCCAUAAUCCCUGGCUAUUGGCCACUGUGGCUGGGGAUUUUGGGAGUUGUAGUCCAAAAAUAGCUAGGGGGCCUAAGCUGAGCAGGUUUGGUCUAAAGCUCUCCAGACAAGUGGUAUCCUGGCAAUAUCUGAGAGCUAGUUCUGCAUAAUCUCUCUUAAAUUUUUGCUAAUUGAAAUAGUGAUCAUCUAGGCACAGCUUCUUUUUCCACCAAAGAAACUUUGAUGCUAGAAAUCUAGCUAGUUCUAUCUUUCUUUGGCUCUUAAAAAUAAAUAAAUAAAGAGGGACACACAUUUUUUUAACAUCGUCAUAUUCACCUGCUGUGUUCUUCCAUAAGCUUCCAAGAAUCUUUCUUGGCAAGAACUUGUUUUCAUCCCAUAGUUUUAUUUAUGGGUCAUUAGUUCUCAUAAAGUAGGACAAAAGCCUGGAGUUUUUUUUAAAAAAUAAAGUGCAAUAAUUGGACAAUUUCUUAGAAAACUAUUUAAUAUAUGAAUAGGUUUGUACCCUACAAUAAAACAAUGUUGAUGCAAUUUACCUGCAAUGCUGGCAACCAUUUUAAAAAAUGGAGGGUAAGUUUUGAUUGAUCUGCAAUGUUAGCAUUUACUGAUAUUACUGUUCCAAAUGAAUGUUUUACUAUGUAAGGAUUUUGAUGAACCUUUUUUCCUAAAAACCAUUUUUACAGUUUAUAUUGCGGCUGUCUGUAGCUCUCUUGAGUGCAUCACAUGCAAAAUCAGAGAAAUAAAAGGGAAAAGCUAUUGUUAGGAGUGCUACAUUUAGGAAGCCCAAAACAGACUUUUCUAUCUCCCCCCUCAGCCCCCAAGCUGUGAGAAAGAGAAAUUUGCAUUUUUUCCUUGUUCUGUCAUCUGCUGACAAAAGCCCAGAUGCCUUCACAUAAAAUGCUGAAACAAUCUGCCAUGUUCUUGGUUAAUUGAUCUGUCGUUGAGUUAAUGACGGGUAGCCUGCUUUAAACUUAGCGUUUACAUUUCUAAACCAAACUGAUGACUUCACGCAUGUUCCAGUUGCUCUGUGACUUGAACAGAAGGGGCAUCCUUGUGGCAAGGCACUCCAAUGCGUGCUCUCCAAGUGGAUCCAUCCAAGCUUCAAACAUGGGUCAAACGUUUUGCCUACUUGAAACAUGCGAGUUCUGAAUGGUCAACUACCCUUAUGAAUUAUCUCUGUAUUAUAAUGCUAGUAUCAAUGAUCAGAGAAUGUAUUCCAACACAUAUAUCCAUGGUGGGCAUGAGCCUUUGUUUUUCUCUUUGUCCAACCCCCUGAUUUAGCAGCUAUGUGAUGCGGAAUAUUACGGCAUGUCACUGUUUCAACGUAACUUUGUUCAAAAUAAAGCUACAGGCCUUUGCAAAAAAAAAAACCAACAAGAGUCCACAGUAGA
This is a messenger RNA of Hemicordylus capensis (graceful crag lizard), 6213 nucleotides long. It is a transcript of the gene LNX2, whose product is annotated as ligand of numb-protein X 2. NCBI's taxonomy places the organism in Eukaryota, Metazoa, Chordata, Lepidosauria, Squamata, Cordylidae. The transcript has 10 exons. Gene Ontology annotation, molecular function: protein binding; ubiquitin-protein transferase activity. Bases 418 to 2475 code for a protein of 685 amino acids. The record is from RefSeq and is a predicted model, not a curated record.